Molecule: messenger RNA, 4844 nt
Organism: Dermochelys coriacea (leatherback sea turtle)
Lineage: Eukaryota; Metazoa; Chordata; Testudines; Dermochelyidae
Gene: TPP2
Product: tripeptidyl peptidase 2
Exons: 30
Coding region: 74-4018 (1314 amino acids)
Biological process (GO): proteolysis
Cellular component (GO): cytosol
Molecular function (GO): tripeptidyl-peptidase activity; serine-type endopeptidase activity
Source: RefSeq, a predicted model, not a curated record
GUCCUGUUGCCUUAUUGGCUGGUUAGACGCCUUCGCCCCCUGGCGCCGGCGCGCGCGUCUGUGCGUUUCGCCUAUGCGCCGUGGCGCUCGGGAAGGCGCGGGCAUGCGGGCCGGCGAUUGGCUGGGCGGACGCAUGCGCCUUGCCGCCCCUCAGCCGCUUUCUGCCCGUCACUUGGCGGCUCCCAGGCGGCGCUGUCGGGGGCUGGUCCGUCGCGUCGCUCUGUCCCCUGCUGCCAUCAUGGCGGCCGCCGCGGACGAGCCGUUCCCCUUCCACGGGCUCUUGCCCAAGAAAGAGACGGGCGCCGCCUCCUUCCUCGGCCGCUACCCGGAGUACGACGGGCGCGGGGUGCUGCUGGCCGUGCUGGACACCGGCGUGGAUCCCGGCGCGCCCGGCAUGCAGAUUACAACUGAUGGGAAACCUAAAAUAAUUGACAUAAUUGAUACAACAGGUAGUGGUGAUGUAAACACUUCUACCAUAGUAGAACCCAAAGAUGGAGAAAUUAUAGGUCUUUCAGGAAGAACUCUGAAGAUUCCAACAAAUUGGGUAAAUCCUUCAGGCAAGUAUCACAUUGGCAUAAAAAAUGGCUAUGAUUUCUAUCCAAAAGCUCUUAAGGAGAGGAUUCAGAAAGAACGCAAGGAAAAACAAUGGGAUCCUGUUCACAGGCUUCUACUAGCAGAAGCUUGUAGGAAACUAGAUGAGUUUGAUGCAGUUCACAGCUCUCCCUCACAAGCAACUAAAUUAAUGAAGGAAGAAUUUCAGAGUCAAGUAGAACUAUUGAAUUCUUUGGAGAAAAAAUACAAUGAUCCUGGUCCUGUAUAUGAUUGCUUAGUAUGGAAUGAUGGUGAGACCUGGAGAGCCUGUAUUGAUACAAGUGAAUGCGGCGACUUCCCUAAGUGCACUGUGUUGGGAACCUACAAAGAGAGACAAGAAUAUGGAUCUUUUGGCAUGUCAGAAAUGUUGAAUUACUCUGUGAACAUUUAUGAUGAGGGGAACCUGCUUUCUAUUGUGACCAGUGGAGGAGCACAUGGGACACAUGUAGCUAGUAUUGCUGCUGGAUAUUUUCCAGAAGAGCCAGAACGAAAUGGUGUGGCUCCUGGAGCUCAGAUUCUUGCAAUCAAGAUUGGUGAUACAAGACUAAGCACAAUGGAAACUGGCACUGGCCUAAUAAGAGCUAUGAUAGAAGCAAUGAAAUACAAGUGUGAUCUUGUCAACUACAGCUAUGGAGAAGCAACACACUGGCCAAAUUCUGGGAGAAUUUGUGAAGUAAUUAAUGAAGCUGUAUGGAAACACAACGUAAUCUAUGUUUCAAGUGCAGGGAAUAAUGGUCCUUGCCUUUCUACUGUGGGAUGCCCAGGUGGAACUACAUCUAGUGUAAUAGGUGUUGGUGCAUAUGUAUCACCUGAUAUGAUGAUUGCUGAAUAUUCUUUGAGAGAGAAACUACCAGCGAACCAGUAUACUUGGUCUUCCAGAGGCCCUAGUACCGAUGGAGCCCUUGGAGUGAGUAUCAGUGCGCCAGGAGGAGCUAUUGCCUCUGUUCCUAACUGGACUUUACGAGGAACACAGCUCAUGAAUGGCACAUCUAUGUCUUCACCUAAUGCAUGUGGAGGCAUUGCUUUAGUACUAUCAGGACUCAAAGCUAAUGAUGUUCAUUAUACUGUUCAUUCUGUCAGAAGAGCUUUAGAAAAUACUGCAGUGAAGGCUGAAAAUAUAGAAGUGUUUGCACAAGGACAUGGUAUUAUUCAGGUUGAUAAAGCCUAUGACUACCUCAUUCAAAAUUCAUCAUUCACAAGUAACAUAGGUUUUACUGUUACUGUUGGAAACAACCGUGGAAUCUACCUCAGAGAUCCUGUCCAGAUAGCUGCACCUUCUGACCGUGGGGUUGGCAUAGAACCCGUUUUUCCUGAGAAUACAGAAAACGCCGAAAGAAUCUCUCUCCAACUUCAUUUAGCUUUAACUUCAAAUGCAACAUGGGUUCAGUGUCCCAGUCAUUUAGAGCUCAUGAACCAAUGUAGGCAUAUUAAUGUACGUGUGGACCCACGUGGUCUGAGAGAAGGACUACACUACACAGAGGUGUGUGGCUAUGAUAUAGCAACGCCUAAUGCAGGCCCUUUGUUCAGAGUUCCAAUAACUCUUAUUAUACCAGCAAGAAUAGACGAAUCUUCCCACUAUGACCUUUCAUAUACUGAUGUGCAUUUUAAGCCUGGUCAAAUCCGAAGACACUUCAUUGAGGUUCCUCAAGGAGCUACAUGGGCUGAAGUUACAGUAUGUUCCUGCUCAACUGAUGUGGCUGCCAAGUUUGUUCUUCAUGCGGUUCAACUAAUGAAACAAAAAGCAUAUAGAAGCCAUGAGUUCUAUAAAUUCUCAUCCUUACCAGAAAAAGGAUCAGUGACUGAAGCGUUUCCUGUCUUAGGUGGAAAAACCAUUGAAUUUUGUAUUGCUCGUUGGUGGGCCAGUCUUAGUGAUGUCUGCAUUGAUUACACAAUUUCCUUCCAUGGCAUAGUUUGUGCUUCUACUCAGUUAAACAUACAUGCUUCAGAAGGCAUUGUCCGUUUCGAUGUUCAGUCCACACUAAAAUAUGAAGAUAUUGCUCCUUGCAUAAAUCUGAAAAGCUGGAUCCAAACGCUCAGACCAGUGAGCGCUAAAAUAAAACCUUUAGGAUCCAGAGAUGUUUUGCCAAAUAAUCGUCAACUAUAUGAGAUGAUUUUGACGUACAACUUUCAUCAGCCUAAGAGUGGGGAAGUGACUCCAAGCUGUCCACUGCUUUGUGAAUUGUUGUAUGAAUCUGAAUUUGACAGCCAGCUGUGGAUUAUAUUUGACCAGAACAAAAGACAAAUGGGGUCAGGUGACGCUUAUCCACAUCAGUAUUCCCUGAAACUGGAGAAAGGAGAUUACACUAUUCGGUUACAAAUCCGUCAUGAACAGAACAGUGAACUGGAUCGCAUCAAAGACCUUCCAUUUGUUGUUUCUCACAGGUUGUCUAAUACUUUGAGCUUAGAUAUUUAUGAAAACCAUAGCCUUGCUCUCUUAGGAAAGAAGAAAUCAAACAGUUUGACAUUGCCACCAAAACACAGUCAUCCAUUCUUUGUUACGUCUCUGCCUGAUGACAAAAUACCUAAAGGAGCAGGACCAGGAUGUUAUCUUGUAGGAGCUCUGACAUUGUCUAAGACGGAACUUGGAAAGAAAGCUGGGCAGUCUGCAGCAAAACGACAAGGAAAAUUUAAAAAGGAUGUAAUUACUGUUCAUUACCAUCUGAUACCAUCACCAACAAAGACUAAGAACGGCAGCAAGGAGAAAGAAAGGGAACCAGAAAAAGAUCUAAAGGAGGAAUUUGCUGAAGCUUUACGAGACCUGAAGAUACAAUGGAUGACUAAGCUGGAUACCAGUGACAUGUAUAAUGAAUUGAAAGAAGCCUUUCCUAAUCAUCUUCCCUUGUAUGUUGCAAGACUCCAUCAACUGGAUUCUGAAAAGGAACGAAUGAAAAGACUCGAUGAAAUUAUUGAAGCUGCGAAUACUGUUAUCUCGCAUAUUGAUCAAACAGCAUUAGCAGUUUAUUUUGCCAUGAAGACUGAUCCCAGGCCCGAUGCAGCUACUAUAAAAAAUGAUAUGGAAAAACAGAAGUCUACCUUAGUGGAUGCCCUUUGUCGGAAAGGAAGCGCACUAGCAGACCAACUUCUCCAUCUGCAGGCCCAAGAUGGGGCUGUUUCAAGUGAUGCUGAAGGUAAAGGUGACGAUCAAGAGAGCUGCAUAGGUGUUCUGUCAGAGACUUUCUGGGAGACAACAAAAUGGACUGAUCUUUUUGACACCAAGGUUUUAACAUUUGCCUAUAAGCAUGCAUUGGCAAAUAAAAUGUAUGGAAGAGGUCUCAAAUUUGCCACAAAACUUGCAGAAGAGAAGCCAACCAAGGAAAACUUGAAAAAUUGUAUACAGUUAAUGAAGUUACUUGGAUGGACCCAUUGUGCAUCUUUCUCUGAAAACUGGCUUCCUGUCAUGUAUCCACCUGAUUAUUGCGUGUUUUGAAAUACCAAUGGUUGUAAACAGAGAUGGUUUUAUACUGACAGGAUAGGAAAGAUAAGUUUUACCUUUUAAUUAGAACGCAUGUCUUCAUCAGAUACUGAAUGCUGAUUAUUAAAUUGUGUAUAUUUAUCAGAAAGGCACCCUGGUGUGGCUUAAUACCUGUUAACCUGACUCCUGACAUCAGGAAGUUUACUUAGUGUGCAUCUCAUUGCUGGCAAUGGAUGUGCCAGAAUUGCCAGCACCAAGGAUUUGGAAUUGGGUUGGAAAAGAUUUCUUGCAUGCAUGUUAGGUUCUUAACUGUUAAUUUUAACUGCAAACCUGUAAAAGCUCUGUAUUUUUUACAAUGAACAGGGUUUUAACAUGUUUAAUCUUAAUUUCUUUUUCAAUUGUAUGAAGGCCUUAAAGCUACACCAGAGUAGCUAAAAUUUUAUUUAUUAGACUAUCAAGUAAUGGAACUCCGUUACCUGUACUGUUUGCAAGAGUUUACAUUAUGAUUUUUUUUUUAAACAACAACAACCUUUCAAACAGUCUCUGUGUGUAUCUCAGAACUGCUGAUACACAGGUGCUCUUGUAAAUCUUCGUCUUUGAGAUAUUUCAGGCAAAAUUUCAAAAUCCAUGUGAAGUUGAGUAUCAGGUUGGACUGAUACAUGUAUAAAAGUGCCAGACGGUUAAUCAGGUAUUGUAAAGCUAUACAUACAAAUGUUUAAUAAUGUUUAAAAAAUGUAAAACACAGAGUAAAUGUGCAAAAUUGAAGAUAAAAAACCACCAUGUGCACUCUGAUACUUUAAAGGAUUUUUUUAAUUAAUAAAACAAAUAAUGAAGCUGAAAA